UUGAUCCUCCGUCUCUGAUCCUCCAUGUUUGGAAUCGAAGUGUGACUGAUUUCCGUCGGCUUGUUUGUUUCCCUCGGCAUAUCAUCGUAGUUUUAACAUUUUCCCUGCCAAAUCAGACAUACAACUUUUUCUAAAAGAGAAUUUGUGUUGGCUGGCAUUUUUUGGCGUCAUUUCUUGACUAUUUUAAUAUAUCCAGGUUUUCGAAGCUACAAUCAUGUUCUUCCUCUCCGGCAAAAUUCUCUUCCCCAGCUGCGUACCAUUUCCUGUUGCCCAUAGCAACGUAUCUGGACGACGCCAUUGAUAUCACUCCACUUUUUACUGAUUGAAAACAUCCACUCUCCCCAUCAGGCUGAUUGAAAUACUUCAAUUCACUACUUAUACAAAGGAAAAUAUAACAUGGCUUUGAUUUUCCUACCAUCUCUAGAACAUAUAGCAGCUGUUAAAGUAGCAUUAACUGUCUAUAAUGACGACAUUGUCCACUUUCUUGACGAAUUCAUUGAUACCUAUAGAUAUGAUCCCGACAAUUCAUUCAGUAUAAGCAAAAGACAGGAAGAAAGAAUUAGAGAAAGAAAAAAAGAAAUUAGAAUGAAAUUAUUCACACAACUUCCAGAAUCACUCGUGGAUCGAGUUGUGCAUAUCCUUCAACCAAUAGUUGCCGAAAUUCAUUUUUGGGUUAGAGACCAUUAUGAUAUCAUUAAACACAUUCAGAAGAGACAUAUCACGAAUAAUUUAUGUUGGAAAUUGGAAGGAACAAUUGAUAGAAUAAAAACUUCGCAGCAACUGAUUCAAAUCGAAAGCAUUGAUGGAGGAGUGCGUUUUGCUUUAGCCUCUGUGUACAUUUUUAAGGAAGAUGUGACGCAAUUAUGGCAGAGUAUGACAGAGGAAGAAAGAGAAAACAUUUACCGCAACGAAUCAGAUCUUGAUGUCAUAUUUUGGGUGAAAUGGCUCAAAGAAAAGGUUGCUUCGCCUUGGAUAAAUUUUAUUCCAGAAGACUUGGAUUUUGAUCUCUGGGAAGAAAUAAUUUCUUUAUUGAACGAUAGAAGUAGACGUAUAAGAAUAAGCUCAUUUUACAGUGAGUUGGACAGAUUCAUUAAAACAAGAUUUCUGCAUAGUUUGUGGCCCUCCGUCUCAUAUAUUGAUGAUUUACGUCUAUGCUACUAUUUAACUGCUGAGGCUGAACGUGACGAGAUCUUUCACAAUCCGGGCUUACCCUAUGAAUCUAAAACAAAACAUCUGCUCUGUUUUUACAUUGACUGGCCUUUGCAAACCAUUUUCCUAGAUGUGGUAAACCAAAUGUGGUAUCAUUUGACUCCUGAAUGUUUUGAACAUUGCUUGUGUUACAUAGUGCAUCAAAAACUUUUGAAGUCAAUGGAGGAUUUCGAUUACUUGGGACUUUUUAAGGAUUUCUGGAAUCGGAUUCCCGCUAAUUACAAAGAACAAUUUGGCGAGGAAACUUUGAUAUACGCUCAUGCAUUGCUGCGUUAUGAUAGAAAAACGAGCACUUUAUCGAUUGCGGAAACACUUGAAAAAUGUAGAAAUUUGACUGUAGAAGACAUGGACAUUUUACAUUAAUUUUUACAUUUUACAGGACAUUUUCAUUUUACACACACACACAUAUAUAUAUAUAUAUAGUGUGUGUGUAUGUAUGUAUACCAUGUAUAUAUGUAUGUAUUAAUUUUGAUAAAUUAGAAUUCGCAUUGAUGAUUACUGUUUCUCGAAAACGAAUUCUAAUGUCCUUGAAGAGAAGAAAUUUUUUACAUGUCCUUUUUUUAAUGUAAUUGACUGUUUUUGAGAUUAUAGAAUGUCAAAAAUACGAAGCGAAAUUUCGAAAGCCAAGGAAUUAGUUAGCAUUAUCAGAAACUCAAUAAACCGGAUAUUAAAUAUAUAUUCAUAUAAUUACAAGUAUAAAAUUUGAGGAAAUCUAUUGAAACUCUGAAUAAGACAAGUAAAAUUUAAACUGACACUUAUUUCAGGAAUAGCAAUUGAAAUAUUGAUAUGGCGUAGCUUGAUUUAAAAUAUAAAAACAGAAUAAUAUUCCGAAUAUUAGAAUUUAAAAAAAAAGAGGAUUUAAUAAAUUAAUAAUUUCUGAUAUGUUUUUCAAUAUGAUACAAGCAAGCAUGCUGUAAAUUAAGAAAAAAUCAAUCUAUAUUCUUUAACAUAAAUGCUAUUCCGUGUACAAUGUAUUGCUUUUUAUAGAAUGAGUUGAUUAUUUUCCCCAAUGUAUCAGGUAUUCAUUAUACUCCUCUUAUAUCACGAGAUUUCCUUAUAAUAUUUUUGUGUAUCUGCUAUUCCAUGUUAACGAUUGCAAUAAAGUAAAUAAAAUGUUUGAAAUAUGAGGGUAGUUAGUGAUUAAUAGUUCGUGGAAACAAUGUUUUGCUUAUAUGUUUAAAAAACCUAUUGGAUUUUCUUAAAUUAUUUUUUACGUUAAUUUUGGUGGACCAAGUAAUUCGGAACCUACACGUUUCUCCUGUAAAUAUUUCCCCGAAUUAUACCAGCUACAAUAUCAAUAUUUACAUUUGACUCUUUUGCAAUAAUUUUAUCAUUUGUAAAUUUUUAAUAACAAUGCAAUUUUC
Messenger RNA from Argiope bruennichi, 2573 nucleotides. RefSeq lists its product as uncharacterized. The transcript has 2 exons. NCBI's taxonomy places the organism in Eukaryota, Metazoa, Arthropoda, Arachnida, Araneae, Araneidae. Bases 397 to 1572 code for a protein of 391 amino acids. The record is from RefSeq and is a predicted model, not a curated record.